This is a messenger RNA of Microplitis mediator, 6118 nucleotides long. RefSeq names its product LIM/homeobox protein Lhx3-like. The transcript is spliced from 5 exons. The record is from RefSeq and is a predicted model, not a curated record. Bases 1087 to 2004 code for a protein of 305 amino acids. Lineage: Eukaryota; Metazoa; Arthropoda; Insecta; Hymenoptera; Braconidae.
CGCCGGCCGCACUCGCUCGUCUACCGCCGUACCGAGCACAUCCAAAGUCUAAGCUUAUAUCCACCACGCAAUUCGCGUCUCGCGUGUUUUUAUCUCUUAUCAGGAAAAAGUUACAUUUUGUGAAUUAGUUUGUAGUUUUUCAAAUUUACGCGCAAUCACAACCUCUGUCGAUCCUAAUCAUAAAAGCGAAUCCUUUAGCGAAUUAUUGUGUAGACUAUUGACGAAAAUUAAAUCCGGUUGCGAAAAACCGACGAACAGUAACCACGUCACUAUUAAUGGGAGUUAAUUGUACGAAUGUGUGAGUAUCCGAUAAAUGUGAUACGUGAUUCGGAAGUUUUAUCACAAAGAUCAGAAUUAGUAGUAAUAUAUUUUUUGUGUCUGAUCACCGACGGACGAAUCUACUUGAAAUUAAGUAGUUACUCACAUCACCCUAUCAUACAAACGCCAGUGUAAUUAAUUUCAAUUUAUAUAUAUAGGUAUCGCAAUCAUAUUUAAUUAAUCCUUAUUGUCGUAAUGGAUAAUCGAUACGAGUGAUGAAAAAAACAAAAUAAUAAAUAUCAAUGUCAUCAAAAGCAAUUAGCCUGUUUUUUGUGAGCGACGUUAAUUAAAACUCGGAGAAAAAUAAUUUGAUGACACGAUUUGUGUAAUUGUUUUUUAAUUUAAAAAAAAAUCAUUGUUUUAAAUUAUCAUUAGUAAUUUAUCUUAACUAGUGGCGCAGAGUGAUCUGUCGUGAUAACAAAAAAAAUUAAUUAGUAGAGUAAGCUGGUAUGUACCAGUCUGUGAAAAAAAUAAUUGUGGAAUCCUCAACAGACGGUUAGGUUUGUGCCAGUGAUAUAUUUAUUGAGCAUUGAAACAUUGUGAAUUAUUUUAUUUUAUUUUUCUGCAAUAGAUAACAGCCUACGCAUGUUGUGCGUCAAGAUAAAAAUAGAAAUAAAGAAGAAGAAGCGGUCAUUCACGUGAAAGUAGAGCUCAAAUACAGGAGAGCAAUCGAGAUCAAGUGAAUAAAUUUAUUUGUGACGGAAAGUCGGUGGGCUUUUAGGCCCACCCAUCUAAUUGGUCAAGCUGGCGAGCGCUUUGACCGCUGGUAUGAACCCCCACCACCCGGGCCACUCAGCAGCAUACCCACAUCACCCCUCGCUGUCGAGUAGUCCGCACCACCCUGGUGCCGGAGGACCUCAUCACGGAGGAUACGGCACUCCUGGCAGCGGCAAUAGCGGCGGUGGAGCCGGUGGUGCCAGCAGCGGUGCAGGAAGUAAUAGUACCUCGACGCCGGAUCUGCCCAGUCCCCACUCACCUCUAAGUCACUCAGGACAAGGCGACCCCGGUACACCCUAUGGUUCCAUGUCAGGCACACCGGGCAUGGGCAGCAAUGGUCAUCUUCACGGUGGCGGGGGUAUGAUGGGUGACAAUCCUCAUCACUCGGUCCACACACAUCCUCACUUGCCAGGACACCCCGCGUAUCCUCCUGUCAACCAUAAUAACAACAAUUGCACCUUAAAGCAAGAAGGACCUGCAGGCGCAACGAAUAUGCAAUUCUGCGCGGGCUGUAACGGCAGGAUAGUAGAAAGAUUUUUACUCCACGCGAUGGAUCGUUAUUGGCACAACAGUUGUCUCAAGUGUAAUUGUUGCCACCUACCUCUGAUAGAUUUGGGCGCAUCCUGUUAUCUCAAAAACAAUAUGAUCCUCUGCAAGUCCGAUUACAUGAGGUUAUAUUGUUCAGGCGCGUGUCAUUCUUGUGGAAGCCCUAUACCAGGAAAUGAAUUAGUAAUGAGAGCGGGCGGCUUAGUAUUUCAUCAAAAAUGUUUCGCGUGCAGUAAAUGUGGCAACCAACUGGUUGCCGGUGACAAAUAUUGUUUAUUGUCCGGCGCGCCAAUUUGCGAAACAGACUGGCAGAAGAUGGUGAAAUCAUCAAAUGUUUCGGCAGCGGCAGCAGCUGUGACCGGUAACGGCGGGACAACAGUAAGGAAGGCCAAGGUCGGUCGACCGAGACGGAGCCGCGAAUGAGGCGGCAACCCGGUUGGUCGCCCGAAGAAGGUUCAGCCAAUGAUACCAUUGGCCGCGUCCCCAGUCGCUCAGUCCCCGUCAUCUUCGGUCCAGGCUUCCUCGGUCCAGGCAUCGCCGUCCGGGCUCGUGCACCAGCCUAAUCCCGUCGUUGACGUAGUAGACGUGGGUGUCGGGGGUGAUCCUUAUUCGCCGCCACCGCCGGGUCAUCAGCAUCAGCACUACCACCAUCACCACCACCACCAGCCGCCGCCGCCGAUGGGAAUGGGUCUUCUGGGACUGGCCCACCAUCAUCAGCCGCCGCUUCACCAUCACCUCCAGCAUCAGCAGCCUUCUUACCAAGAGUGGGUGCACUGGGGUGAGCCUUGUGACUGAAUUCCUUUUAAUUAACUUUACUCAGUGGUUACUUAGCUCUCAGUUUCUGAGUGAGUGAACAAUAACUCGAUAAUUAAAUAGAUAAAAGUAAAUAAAUAUAUUAAUAAAUAAAUAAUUAAAUAAAUAAAUAAAUUAAACAGUGUGUGAUAAAAUGUUACGGUAUCAACAAACACUCAGAGAACUCUGGUGAUUAAAAUAAAAACUGGCAAAUAGAGACCGAGUGAAAAUAUUUUAAGUCAUCGACGCUCAUAUUUGUGUCACUUGACGUUCAUAUUAAAUCAUAGCUGGAGAAAAUAAAAAACAAAUGUUGCCAUCAUUUAAGGAGCUUAUUUUUUUUUGACGACCCAUUGAUUAUUACUACUAAUAAUUUUGUACAUCACUGAGGAAAUUGUUUAUUUAAUUAAAAUAAUAAAUAAUUUAUAAUCUAAUUUCGGCUUGAAUUAUUUAAAAACAUAAUUCACAUGUUUUAUUAACAAAUAGACUCUUUUCUUAGUGAUAAAAUGGGAAAAACCAGACAAAAAAAGUAAGAAACAAAUCCUCGAACAUGUAAUAAAUAAUAAAAAUAUUAAAUCAGAGAGUACUUAUAUUUUUACUUGGAAUUAUCCGCACGUGAUUAGACAGUUGACGCACUUGUCAUGUUAAUAAAAAAAGUAAAAUUAAUGUACUAUACGCGAGAGCUAAACUCAAUCCGUGAUUCUGAUUGGUGAUAACUGAGUCACUAAGGCGGAAGUACCUUCGCGUGAUUGUUGCUCAAUUUAAAAAGAACACUGAACACUGUUCUUUUAACACACAUUUGCUCACUAUCAUUACUUUGUUACUCCUCUGUCCAUAAAUUACCGCGUUCAUCCCAAAACGACCCUCGAAUCCUCUCAAAAUUUUAUUUCUGCUUAAUCUUUCAAUCUGUCACUGUCAAUAUUUUGUUUUUUCGAAUCCACAUUAAAUAUUUACUACAGUAAAAUAAUAAUAAUUUAAAUUCAGUGCAUGUUAACGAGUCAAAAUAGCCGUCAGGUAUAUAUAUACAUAUACAUAGAGCUGGAUGUUUUAUGCCGCCAGGUGCGGAAGUACAAAAUUACUCGAAUGAUUGCCAUUGAAAAUUACGACACUGGCAGGUGUUUAAGAAACCUUUUGAUUAUUCUCAAAACAAUCUGUCUCGAUGAUUAAAUAACGAAAUUUUGAAUAAAAAUCAACAAAAGCGAGCCCUCGUAAAAAAUAAAGUACGUAAAAUAAUAAAUGACAGAAUGUAAUUUUAAAAAAAGUCUAAAUGAGUAAAACCGUGGGCUCUUAGAAAAUUAUUUUUCUUUCAAAAUCAUCGGUCCUUUUGCUUGGGCGAGCGCGAAGAGAGACUAAGCUCGUUAGGCGGCCCUUGUUUCCGUGGCCGAGGUUACAGUUAACGGUUAUACCUUUACUAUUAUUAUUAUUAUUUAUUUUCACACAGCCCUCCAAGACCUUGUCCCUACUCAAUAGUCCGCGCGCACUCACUUCCCUCAAAAACGACCGGGAAGUUUAAAAAAAAAUAUUUAUUUUGAUUUUUAAUUUUUCUACACAAAAUUAAGACUAAAUUAUUUUCUCACACGAGCUCUGUAUUAAUCUUAGUCACGGCAUAAAAAAUAAAACGUCACUGUACUUAAUUGCACAUUUUUAUUUUGAGAAUACGCGACUCCGCAAGCAAUAAUAUGUUACAUAUAUAAAUAAUUGUAAAGAUAAAAAGUGGACAGAAUUACUCGCGUAUAAAUAAAUAAUAAUAAUAAAAAUAAAAAUAAAUAUAAAAAUGAGUCAAUUUGAGGCAAAUAAAAUAGACAAUGGUAAGUAAAAAUAAAAUUGAUCUCGAUAAUAUGAAAUUUUUAAAAUCAAUGUAUCCAUGACACUAUCAGAUAACUUUAUCGUCGUAAUUAACAAUUAAUCUAAUCACUUAUUAUUUUUUAAAAUUUUACUUUUCUUUAAAUAUUUUUAUUUUUAAAAUCUCACGACGAUCGAGUCAGGGCGGGAAUUAUCGGACACUUGAACAAAUAUAUAUAACAAGUAUGAGAACAGGGCUAAGCUAAAUGUUGCAUUAAUAUGUAAUCUUUGUACAAUCAAUGAUAUUUAAAAGUGUGAAAUUUUUUUUUUUUAAAUAUCCGCAGCCUAACUGACACUUGUUUUGAUAUCAAACGGAACUUAACAGUAACGCAGUUUGUUCAUACAUGGAAAGAAAUUUUCUUUAAAAAUUGCCGCUAAAUUCACUGCAGUCGUGAGACAUAAUGCGGCGCUUUUAUUUAUUACCAUUUUUAAAAUAAAAAUUACGAAAAAAUUUAUUCAUUUUGCGGUAGACCAUAAAAUUUUCCGAAAACCGAAUAAAAUUUACAGUAGACUACGGUAAAAUUUGUGGAAAAAAAGUUAAAAAUUGUCUCACUUACACAAAUGAUUAGGUCGUGCUAUUCGUCCCACGGUUACAGUGAAUUUAACGGUAAUUUUUAAAGAAAAUUUCUUUCCGUGUAUGAAAAUUUAAGUUUAAGCAAAAGGAAAAUUAAAAUGAAAAUAGUUUCAAAAUAAUUUCAUGUACCUGAAGAUCGGAACGUUUUUCGCGCAACGAAAAUGAAAAAUUUAUGUAAUUUGACUGCUUAAGAGGUAGUUGGGGGUGGCCUGCAAUUUUUGGCUGACAUACUAGCGCGUGUACGAAACAUUUCAAAACUCUAGAUCCAGUAGACUUUUUGUCAUUUUGUUUUUCGAUUUUCGUUUCGCGAAAAACUUUCCGAUCUUCAGGUGAAUUUAAUUUCUAAGUCUUUUGGAAAACUGAUCGUUCACUCGUUUCGUUCUUUAGCAAAUUGUCUUCACAAAGUUCCGUAUACUGUUGAAAACAAUGAAUUCAAAUGAGUAAAUCAUUUAAUAAAAUAAAAAAAAUAUGUAAGAGGAUGAUGAGAUAGCGGCGAGUUUGCCAGCUGGCUAAAAAAUAUCAGGUCAAUUUUCUAUAGUCAAUAAUCUCGAAAAAAAAAAAUUUACAGUAAAAUAUUAAUGUUUAAAAAAAUAAAUGGCCUGAUUUUAUAAACCUCAUUUUUUAUUUUUAUUUAAAAAUUUUUUUUUCCAUUAAGUCCAGCUGGCAAGAAUGUGUAAUUUAAACUUGUAUAUAGGUACAUUUUGUAUAUUGUUAAAAAAAAAAUUUGUGUGAUAUAAAUGGUUAUUUACUACUAUUACGAUAAAAUAUAAAUAAAUAAAAAACACUUUAAUUAUUAAAAUAAAUAAAUCCAUUGAUUAAUUAUUAAUAAUUGUGUUUUAAUGGGUAAUUAAUCCAGAUCAUGAGGUCAAAUUAAUUUUCAAUAGACGGUUGUAAUUAAAUUUUAAAAUUUCAUUAUCAUAAUUACUAUUACUAUAAUUAAAUUGUUGAUUUUAUAUUAUAAUACAAUUGAUUUUAUUUAUUAAACGUAAUUUGAUAAUUAAUUUGGCCCAACAAUCACUUGGUUUCAUUCUUGGACUUGAUAAACUAAUGAAUAAAUAAAUAAAUAAAUUGCUGGUUGUCUUUACAGAAUUUUGCGAUUAAAAAAAAACAAACUCUUGCCCAUUUGUCCGAGAAUGUGAAUAUCAGAGGGAUUGAAAAUAUAUAAAUUAAAAUAAAAUUCGUUUAGUUAAUUUUGUUAUUUGAUUUAUUUUAACUUUAAACGUCGGCGUUGGGGUCUCUAGUCGACCUCAGGCUCUUGUAAGAUAUAUAUUUACGGCACAUACGUUUAUUAAUUAAUUAUUAAUAAAUAAAAUGAAAAUAAAAAUAAAAGUU